Messenger RNA from Sycon ciliatum, 654 nucleotides. RefSeq lists its product as uncharacterized. The record is from RefSeq and is a predicted model, not a curated record. NCBI's taxonomy places the organism in Eukaryota, Metazoa, Porifera, Calcarea, Leucosolenida, Sycettidae. Bases 1 to 654 code for a protein of 217 amino acids. The transcript has a single exon.
AUGUACCUUGAACCAGUUUCAGAAACAACAGUGCACCGUGGUCAAGAGCAAUGGAGAAGCAUCAGGACUCUGGGCUCUCUGUUUGGCACUGCACAAGAUGUGACACGCAGGAUUGGUCUUUCUGCUGUGGCAUUUGGUCGAAUGAAGGCGAUCUGGUUUCGGCGGCAACAUCUACAAACUAACACCAUGGUACGACUCUACAACGCAUACGUUCUUCCAAUCCUCACGUACAAUAUUGGCUGCGCAGGCCUCUCUAAGGCACUGGAAGACUCCCUGGACAAGAUCCAUCGCAAGCAACUUCGGCACAUGCUUGGUAUAUUCUACCCUCGUGUCGUGUCGAAUGAUGACCUGUAUGAGCUUGCUCACACUGAGCCAAUAUCCGCUAUGGCAAAGCGAGCGAGAUGGCGUCUGCUUGGACACAUCCUACGCCAGCCAUCAUCGACACCAGGCAAUCAAGCAAUGAUUGCAUACGCAUCAAUGGAGGACGCUGUGAGGCACAGGAGGGGAGCUCCAAGGUCCUGUUUAGUCACCACCCUCCAGCAAGACGUCAAGUUCACCGCCGUCGCAUUGAAGACGAGCCGGAACCUCGAAACCCUAAGAAGUUGUGCAGUUGACCGGCAGAAGUGGAGUAACAUUUGUUCUGCGGUGGUGUGA